This is a messenger RNA of Aphidius gifuensis, 419 nucleotides long. RefSeq lists its product as uncharacterized. NCBI's taxonomy places the organism in Eukaryota, Metazoa, Arthropoda, Insecta, Hymenoptera, Braconidae. Bases 92 to 400 code for a protein of 102 amino acids. The record is from RefSeq and is a predicted model, not a curated record. The transcript is spliced from 3 exons.
UAUUUUUUACUACAGAAGUAAAUGACUUUCAAUUUUUAUAUUCAUCAGUCAAGUUUGUAGCCAGUGUAGUGAUUUAAUUUACCUCAUAAUUAUGGAUUUAAAAUUAUCACUGAUUAUUAUUUUUCUAACGAUGACAGUGACACCAUCAUCAUCAGGUCCAGUAUUAUCAUUAAUACAUAAUGUCAUUCAAGGCAAUCUUGUCGGUGUUCCAGUUAUCCACGAGCAUACAGAGUGGAAUUUUAAUCCAAAUGAUGGAUUAAAACGUAGAGUUCAGUAUGAGGCAUUGAAUGGUCAUCGAGGAGAAGAUUUAAUAUCUCGAUUGGGAAUGAGUUCUAGCCAUGAAGGUCCUUGGGGUGUAAAAGUAUCAAAAGUUCAACCAGCUGUUAAAUAUAGUUCCUAAAAACCAAAACUAUAUUUAA